Molecule: messenger RNA, 3914 nt
Organism: Phymastichus coffea
Lineage: Eukaryota; Metazoa; Arthropoda; Insecta; Hymenoptera; Eulophidae
Product: probable peroxisomal acyl-coenzyme A oxidase 1
Exons: 10
Coding region: 298-2364 (688 amino acids)
Biological process (GO): lipid homeostasis; fatty acid beta-oxidation using acyl-CoA oxidase
Cellular component (GO): peroxisome
Molecular function (GO): fatty acid binding; FAD binding; acyl-CoA oxidase activity
Source: RefSeq, a predicted model, not a curated record
UCGUCGUAAGCGGCUGAUCGCAGACGGUAGUCAGUAAUUAUCUUUUGAGCUUGUCCUCUGUCUGUCUGACUGUCUCUUUCUCUCUGUCUCUCUAUCUCUCUCUGUCUCUCUCUCUUUCUCUGUCUCUUUCUCUAUCUAUCUCUAUCUCUCUCUCUCUCUCUCUCUCUCUCUCUCUCUCUCUCUCUCUCUCUCUCUCUCUCUCUCUCUCUCUCUCUCUCUCUCUCUCUGCCGUUGCGGUUGUGAAACGGUAGUUUGCGUCGGAGCGUGGCUGCGCGCGAGCAACAUAAGACUUCUGCAAUGAAGAACGCGCUACACGCGACGGACGAGCCGACGGCCACGGCCACGGCUUGGAGGUUGUCGGAAGAGACGAUGAACGAGGAGCUACGUCAGGAGCGUCAGCGCUGCAGCUUCGAGCCGCAGGAGCUGACGCAUCUGCUAGAUGGCAGCCCCGAGAAAACGACGCUGCGCCGGGAACGAGAGGAAUACUUCUUGAGCGAUCCGGAGUUGUCGGAUAAAGUUCCUGCAAAGUACAAAAGUCACAAGGAAGUCUACGAAGACGCCGUUCGCAAGGGAUGCCUAAUUUUGAAAAAGGUGCGGGAACUUCAAAAUAUGGGAAAGGGAGACAUGGAUGUGUUCACGCAGGUGCUGGGCGGCACUCUCGGCUCGGCGAUACUCAAAGACGGGAACCCCUUGUCGUUGCACUGGGUGAUGUUCAUCCCAGCCAUCAUGGGCCAAGGUAGCGUCGAGCAGCAGGGCUACUGGAUAGCGCGAGCCUGGUCGUCCGAGAUCAUCGGCACUUACGCGCAAACGGAACUCGGCCACGGAACGUUCAUCAGGGGCUUGGAAACGACCGCGACUUACGAGCCGUCCAGCCAACAGUUCGUGCUCAAUAGCCCAACGUUAACUUCGUACAAGUGGUGGCCAGGAGGACUGGGACAGACGGCAAAUUACGCCGUAGUCGUGGCGCAACUGUACACCAAGGGCGAGUGCAAGGGCAUCCAUCCGUUCAUCGUGCAGAUCAGGGACGAGGAGACGCACGAGCCGAUGCCCGGCAUCAAGAUCGGCGAAAUCGGCACGAAGCUGGGAAUGAACGCGGUGAACAACGGCUUCCUCGGCUUCGACAACGUUAGGAUCCCCAGAGAGCAGAUGCUCAUGAAAAACUCGAAGGUGCUGGAGGACGGCACCUACGUGAAGGCCCCUUCGGACAAGCUGACCUACGGCACGAUGAUGUUCGUGAGGGUGGUCAUAGUGAGGGACGUGGCGAGGUAUCUGGCGAAGGCGGCCACGAUCGCCAUCAGGUACAGCGUGGUGCGCAGGCAGGGCCAGGCGAAGCCCGACGGCCCGGAGACGCAGAUCAUAGACUACGUGACGCAGCAGCACAAACUGUUCCCCAACUUGGCCGCGUGCUUCGCGCUCGUCUGGGCGGCCGACUGGAUCUGGGAGAUGUACAAUAACGUGACCGCCGAGCUGGACCAGGGCGAGCUGGAGCGGCUGCCGGAGCUGCACGCGCUGGCCUGCUGCCUGAAGGCCGUGGCCACGGCCGACGCGGCCGGCGGCGUGGAGCAGCUGCGGCUGGCCUGCGGCGGCCACGGUUACAUGGACGCGAGCAACCUGCCGGCCACCUACGGCCUCGUCACCGCGGCCUGCACCUACGAGGGCGAGAACACGGUGCUGCUGCUGCAGACCGCGCGCUACCUCGUCAAGGCCCGGCGCCAGGCCGUGAGCGGCGACGCGCUGCCGCCCACGGUCGACUACCUGCAGCUGCUCUCGCGCAGGUCCAAGCAGCGCCCCUGGAGGAACAGCUCCGACUGCGUCGUCAGGGCCCAUCAGGCCGUCGCCGCCGGGAAAAUCAAGCAGGCCGCGGACAACCUGGACCGGCGGUUGCGCUGCGGCCUGGCCCCCGAGGACGCCUGGAACGAGACCAGUAUCGAGCUGGCCCAGGCGGCCGAGGCGCACUGCCGGGCCUUCAUCGUGCUGCGUUUCGUCGAGGCCGUCAGGGCCCUCGCUGCCAGCCUGUCCAGGCCCCUGCACCAGGCGCUGCUCGACCUCUGCGAACUCUACCUCGCCAACUCCGUUCUGCUGCGCCUCGGCGACUUCUUGCGCUUUUCCUGCCUCCAAAACCAAGACGUGCCCGGCCUGCAGAGGAGGCUCGAGGAGCUGCUGGCGCUCGUGCGAGUCAACGCCGUCGGCAUCGUCGAUGGUUUCGACAUUCGCGAUGAGAUUCUCGGCUCGGCCCUCGGAGUUUACGACGGCAACGUUUAUCAGCGACUCUACGACGAGGCCAUGAAGAGUCCCCUCAACCAAGAGAAAGUCAACCAAUCUUAUCACAAGUACCUUAAGCCUUUCAUGAAGAGUCAUUUAUAGUGUUCCGACUGAUAUUUUUCAGCCAACCUUCGUACCCAAUUUAUUCUCGCCCCGGGCACAAUCCGUGUAAGUCAAUGCACCACGCCAUCAAACCAGGUUUUUAUCAACAUUCAUCGUUUCAACAUCCCUUGCUACCUUUUACAGAAUCACUCUUUAUCACGCAGUCAUUUAAUUUAAACCAAUUUAUCAAACCUAUAAUAUUACAUGAUACGCAAAUGGUAUAACGGCUACACAAUGUCAAAUCAGAUUCAGAGAUCUUUCGAAUCGGGAAUUAUAUUAUCUGUGGUGCACCACAAAUUGAGAUCAUUCCAAGAUUUUUUUACGUAUUCGAAACUCAAAGUUACAUUUGGCACAUGCAUGUAAAUCGAUUGAUUCGUUAGAAAGAUAUGCGAGAAGAUACGUCAAAAAUUCAGAUCGUACACCAACUUUCCUAAAACUCCUUUUUCAAAUCAGCUAAAAUACUUGAAGGUUUCAAAUUUAGGUCAUACCAUGAUCAAACCUAUAAGAUCGUGGAUCGUAUUUGCAUGAAUUAUUAUAUAUUUACAAAGGUAAUAUUUCCAAUCUAAUGUAAGAAUGAUAGUAUUAGAGUUUUAACAAUUGCUUGAUUGCUAAUGUUGUUACUAAAUAUUUAAUUAUCAAGUCGACUGAAUUGAGCAUCAGCUCGGUCGAAAGUAUUGACUUAUUGAUCUAGAAUUGUAUUUUCGAAUGUCUUCAUAGAAAUGUUUCUUGUGUUUCGGAGCAAUUUUGAGAUAGGUUGUACCACUUAAAUUAAAAACCUUAAGCGAUUUUCUUAUAUACUUUUUAAAGAGAAAUCAAAUAGAAUCAAUCUAUUUGGACAAUAUUUUAUUUUUUUCCGAAAAAACUGAUUUAUGAAGAACUUUAAAACUAAAAAGUAGUAUUUUGAAGAUUUGAGCUUCUAGAGCCAAAAAUCUAAGAAUGGUCUCCACUUUUGAUGUACAAAAGGUAAUAUUUCUAAUUCUAAUUCGGAUGUGAUUUGAGAUUGUUAGCCAGUUGUGCCUUUUAUUAAAAUGAAAUAAAUCGUGAUUCAUCAUAAAAAUAAGCCAAUCAUUUUUUAUAAGUCUCGAAAAUUAAAAAAAAAAUUAUGGCUUAAGUGCUACAAUGAAAGGUUCGUAAACAAAGCAGGACUAUUUAUAAUAUAACAAGAGUAGAAAACAGCAAGUUUAAAUGGAUUCAUCGUUGUUCGUCAACUUAUUAUUGUCAAACCCUUCUAGGUUCUUAUAAGAGAACUUGGUAUGUAGUACAAUGAAUUGAAAGUUUAUGUAAGUACAUUUUUUUAGUUGUAUCGAUAUUGAGUGGAAUAAAUUUCUUUGCUUACUUAUCCAUGUCAAAGGACAUCGCAACACUUUACGUGAGUGUUUCUUUGUACAUGAAGUUCAUCAAAUGUUAAGUUUGUCAAUUUUUUAAAUAUAAAUUUAGUUAGUUAUUUAUAGGAAGGUAUACGGGAGAUAUCAAUGAGAUUAUAAAUUUUCACAUUUAUUUUUUUAUCAAUACUGUUAAAAAAUAAAGAAAAAUAAAUACAUACACUUCAA